AUGCCCAGAGGUUUAUGGACUGAAGAACAAAUGGCUUUGGCCUUGCAAGCAGUCAAAAAUGGGAUGUCAGUAAGAACAGCCGCCAAAGAAUUCAAUAUUGCCCGUCGAACAAUAAGAAAUCAUUUGCUUAGUGGAAAAACGGAAAAGAAACUUGGCCGUACUUCAUGUUUAACACUUGAACAAGAAUCUGAGUUGUGUGAAAUAAUUUUUAGGCUGGCCGAUGUUGGAAUGCCCUUAACAUCUACAGUGAUAAGGCGUUCUGUCCAUGAAUAUUGCCAACGAAACGGAAUACCUGCACCUUUUACCGAUAAGAACAUAGCUGGUCGAAAAUGGCUCAAACUUUUUCUAGGUCGGCAUCCCGAAGUUGUUAAAAGAAAAUCGCAAUUCAUGAAUCCAGCUAGAUCCGCCAAAUUAAACAAGUUCAUAGUCAAUGACUAUUUUGAAAAGCUACGAGAAGUUAUGUUGAAGCUUGAUAUCCUGCAAAGCCCUCAACGCAUUUUUAAUAUUGAUGAGAAAGGUUGUCGCCUAAAUAUUCAUAAAUUACAACAGGUAUAUGCUUGUAAAGGUGUCAAACGAGUUCAUUUAAUUUCUCAAGAACAUGCUGAGAAUGUGUCAAUUGUCAGUUGUGGAAAUGCUAUAGGACAAGUUAUUCCAGCUAUGAUAUUGUUCAAAGGAAAAAGAAAGAAGAAUGAAUGGCACGACAAUCUACCUGCUGGGACAGUUAUUGAGAUACAUUUUGCUAAGUACAAACCAGAAGGAAGAGUACUGCUAAUUUUUGAUGGAGCAUCAUCUCAUUUGGAUGCAGGUAUUGUCGUUGCAGCCGAAUCCCACGAAAUUUCGCCUUUGGAUAAGGCGGUGUUCAAAGCUUUCGAAUCUUACUGGGAUGACGAAGUAAUCAUAUACUGGACAAAUAAACCAGAACGAACUAUCAAUGAAUUUUCGUUUGGCCUGAUUUUCUCAAAAGUGUGGCCAAAAGCAAUUGCACCAUCAAAUGUUAUUUCAGGUUUUCGUGCAACAGGAAUAUACCCGUAUAAUCCGAAUAUCAUUCCUGACAUUGCUUUUACCCCACCAGAAAUAACAGAAAAUAAAUUAUAUUCGAAAAUUCAACUAUUCCAUCAUCUUCGACAUCCGCAACAAAUAUUCCUAGUGGCAGCUCCAGUCCGGAUAGAGAGAAGGAAAGAAAAACUCGAAAUGGAAAAAAAACUGAAGAUAGCUCUGAGAGUUUUGUCAGUUCUGACAAUGAAUUUUCAGUACAUGACAGCUCAGAGGAGGACAAUGUAA
Messenger RNA from Leptinotarsa decemlineata (Colorado potato beetle), 1281 nucleotides. RefSeq lists its product as uncharacterized. NCBI's taxonomy places the organism in Eukaryota, Metazoa, Arthropoda, Insecta, Coleoptera, Chrysomelidae. The record is from RefSeq and is a predicted model, not a curated record.